UUAGCAAUGGUGGGUAUUAUAUAGAAAUUUACAAAUAAAGAUGGCAGCUACAAGUCAACAGUUUGAUGUCGGCGCUGUGGGCUCUGAUGACUACCUGAGCGCCCUCACUCGCCGUCUGGAAGCAUUAGAGAAAAGAGUGAUUGGUCAAGAUGGCAUUAGACCAGAUCAGCCUCCCUUGAAGCCAACACUGGAGAUGCUUGAGAACAAGUUGGCACAAGGCUUCUCUAAAGUGGGAGCUGUGUCCAGCCUCUGGUCCAAGAUGGCUGCUCUAGAGAAAGCUCUUGACCCUACUUACCUAUCAAACUUGAAGCUGACUGAUUCUGCCAAGACUGACUUACUCAUUGGGUACACUGCUCAACUCACUGAUCUCUCUAAGCCUAUAGAAGAGUUACAGAGACUUAAAGACUAUCUCAAUGUGACAGAGUUUCAGGGUCUAGAGGAACAUGAGAAGAAGCUCUCAUCAGUGGCCAUCCUCCACUCUCAACAAGAGCGCCUAGUGGAGCAGUUGACUGGACAAGUCCACCAAUUGCUCAGUGCCUAUAGUCGAAUCAUGCUCCAGCUCUCAGCACAGCUCGUAGAGUGGGGGGAGGCAGCAAAGAACAAACAAUAGACUGAACAAUGAAUAGUGGUCUUUAUUAAUUUAACUCAGUUUUUGACUCAAUUCUUAUUACGAAUGUACUAUUAUUAUUAUGACAAAAAAACUUGAACAAGAAUUCAACAAUGA
Molecule: messenger RNA, 724 nt
Organism: Halichondria panicea
Lineage: Eukaryota; Metazoa; Porifera; Demospongiae; Suberitida; Halichondriidae
Exons: 2
Coding region: 41-610 (189 amino acids)
Biological process (GO): cytoskeleton-dependent cytokinesis
Cellular component (GO): dynactin complex
Source: RefSeq, a predicted model, not a curated record